GGAGCCGGGGCGGGAGGCGGCGCCGUGGAGGGGACCCGCGGCCCGGGCGAGAGCUCGCCAGCUCCGCCGCGAUGCCCCCGCGCCCAGGUCGUCUCCUCCCGCCGCUGGCCGGGCUGCCGGCCCUGGCCACGCUCCUGCUGCUGCUCGGCGCUCGCAGGGGUGCCCGGGCCCAGGAGGCGGAGGCGGACGGCGGGGCCGAGCAAGACCCGCACGCCAAGCACCUGUACACGGCCGACAUGUUCACGCACGGGAUCCAGAGCGCCGCGCACUUCGUCAUGUUCUUCGCGCCCUGGUGCGGACACUGCCAGCGGCUGCAGCCAACUUGGAAUGACCUGGGAGACAAAUAUAACAGCAUGGAGGACGCCAAGGUCUACGUAGCCAAAGUGGACUGCACGGCUGACUCGGACGUGUGCUCCGCGCAGGGUGUGCGAGGAUACCCCACCCUCAAGUUUUUUAAGCCUGGCCAAGAAGCAGUGAAGUACCAGGGUCCUAGAGACUUCGAGACGCUGGAGAGCUGGAUGCUGCAGACGCUGAACGAGGAGCCGGCCACACCAGCGCCAGAAGCAGAGCCACCCAGAGCCCCUGAGUUCAAGCAGGGCUUGUAUGAACUCUCAGCCAACAACUUUGAGCUGCAUGUUUCUCAAGGCAACCACUUUAUCAAGUUCUUCGCUCCGUGGUGUGGUCACUGCAAAGCUCUGGCUCCAACCUGGGAGCAGCUGGCUCUGGGCCUCGAACAUUCCGAAACUGUCAAGAUUGGCAAGGUUGACUGCACGCAGCAUUAUGGACUCUGCUCGGAGAACCAGGUCCGAGGCUAUCCCACUCUGCUCUGGUUUCGAGAUGGCAAGAAGGUGGAUCAGUACAAGGGAAAGCGGGACUUGGAGUCACUGAGGGACUAUGUGGAGUCACAGCUGCAGGGUCCAGAGGCGGCUCCGGAGACUGUUGAGCCUUCAGAGGUCCCCGUGCUGGCUGCCGAGCACACAGGUGACAAGGGCACUGUGUUGGCACUCUCCGAGAAGAACUUCGAGGACACUAUUGCACAAGGAAUAACCUUCAUCAAGUUCUAUGCUCCAUGGUGUGGCCACUGCAAGAAUCUGGCUCCUACCUGGGAAGAGCUCUCCAAAAAGGAAUUCCCUAGCUUGGCACAAGUCACCAUCGCAGAAGUAGACUGCACCGCUGAGCGGAACAUCUGCAGCAAGUACUCGGUACGAGGCUAUCCCACGUUGCUGCUUUUCCGAGGAGGUGAAAAAGUGGGUGAGCACAAUGGAGGUAGAGACCUUGACUCUUUGCACAGCUUUGUUCUGCGCCAGGCGAAGGAUGAACUAUAGAAACCCCCGUGCGUAACAGUGACGUCACACGGACACACGCGUCUCCACUGUGGUUAGUCAGAAAGCUGAAUGUAUCGAGCUGUGUAGCUCCCUGUGUGCUUCCCCAGCCACCACACACUGUGGACCUUAAGCUUCUCUAGUCAUAGCUCCGGGUCCCCGGGCCAAGCGAAUAUUUUCAGUGGCAAACCGUCCUCUAACCUUCUCUCGACUAGAUUAAAUUGGGUUCCUCUGCUACUGAAAUACAGUCAAGGAAAACCAAAAUGGCUGAGCUCUGUUGGCUCCUGGGGGAUGUAGGGAGCCUAUCAUCCAGAAGCAGUUUUGUUUUUUGUUUUUUAAUUGCCUGAGUUCUAGAAAGGUGGCCUAAGGCACUGUUGAUGUCCCCCUGAUCUGAGGUCACAAUUGACUCCAUAACAUGGAGGUCCAUAGUGUGGAGAUUUCUAUCCACAGAGCUUUGAAGACCCCUUCAUAGCCACUGUUGGGUUCCUGGUUGUUAAUGCUUCUCUAGUUGAGAGGUAAGCCAUAACAAGUGGUACUUCUGAUGUGUGCCCAGAAUAUUCAUGCUGUUCAAAGGAUCCUCUUGUCUGCUUUGCAUAGGGUGGGACACAUAGAUGCCUUCUGCAGAAAGUGAGAGGGUGGGUUCUCGCCAUUCUAUUUGCCUCCCCGGGCAAAAGCACCUGAUAGGCUUUCACAGGUCCAAGGACCAGGGAGACUCUUCGGCUCCACUCAGGCCUUCCUAGAAACAGCUUCUGAUUUUCUUCCUAAGUAGUCCCUUUUAGCAGCUUGCUCUAUGACGUCCACCUUCAAGGAGGCUGACCAUCCUUCUAAUAAUGUGUGAGCAGUGGGAUUCAUUUGACCUCAAGACCAAAGACUGCAUUCAGCAGGGCUGCCCUCGCCCAGGUAUCCCAGGCUUGGAUGGCACACUAGCUUCCUUCCAGUUCCUGCUGUCCCGGUUGGUAGACGCUGCUGCUCUCACCCCUGCAGAGAUGCAGCUGGGGCCACGCCUCUGUCUGUCUGUCACCAUUGAGCUACUUGUCCUCAGAACCACCUUGUGCCCAGACCCUUCACCCACCUCCCGUGAGCAGGGUGAAGUCAACCCCUGGCACAGAAUGUGUGGUAAGGAGACCGGAAACAAGGCCACGUCUACUUCCCGGGCAGCAGGAGCAGAGGCACCCGCCAGCCCCUGUUACAGACAUUCACUAUGAAUCAUGUGUGGGCCACAGCUGUCCUCGGCCCAGCUCUACCGGCCCAGCUCACAGUGGCUUCAGCUUUGCAUCAUGAGUCUUGUAUUAAAAGAAAACUCAAGUGGUACAAUUGGUUUAUACUUUCUAAAUAAACUUUUUUUUUUUAAAGAAAAAAAAAAAA
Molecule: messenger RNA, 2687 nt
Organism: Meriones unguiculatus (Mongolian gerbil)
Lineage: Eukaryota; Metazoa; Chordata; Mammalia; Rodentia; Muridae
Gene: Txndc5
Product: thioredoxin domain containing 5
Exons: 10
Coding region: 72-1325 (417 amino acids)
Biological process (GO): protein folding
Cellular component (GO): endoplasmic reticulum
Molecular function (GO): protein disulfide isomerase activity
Source: RefSeq, a predicted model, not a curated record